Messenger RNA from Suillus paluster, 480 nucleotides. RefSeq lists its product as uncharacterized. The transcript is spliced from 4 exons. Lineage: Eukaryota; Fungi; Basidiomycota; Agaricomycetes; Boletales; Suillaceae. The coding region runs from base 1 to 480 and encodes 159 amino acids. The record is from RefSeq and is a predicted model, not a curated record.
AUGAGGGGCAGGAUUUGCUCUAUCCUGACCGUUGCUAUCACGGCAGCGGGCCUGCUUCUUGCUACAAGCGGUGUUUUCGUAACCACAAGCUCUCCUGUAUCAUAUUUUGACUAUUCCUCGCCUGCUUCCUAUUUUCUGUUCCUUAUGUCACUCAUGCUGGCCAUGAUUGCAAUGUUGACAUCUGGCCUGAGCAUGAUUCGCUGGCAACGCGCCGAUCGACAGCGGACUCGAGAACAACUCGAGUCGGAUGGCUGCUUCCUCUUGUCCUGCCUUUUAUCCAUAGUCGUUCCCAUGUUCUUUGCGUUCUUGUCCCUGAACUGUUUCGUGGCUGCGAUGGCGACAGUAGGCUUCUACUCCUCAAACACCGUUUGCCGCACCCUGACCGCGCUCUGGUUGGUCAUAUACGUCGUCAGCAUUGGGUCGACAUCGAUGGGACUUGUAUGGAACUAUGCAAACAGCUCACGUGAUGCGCUGAACUAG